This is a messenger RNA of Ostrinia furnacalis (Asian corn borer), 2539 nucleotides long. RefSeq names its product chaperonin containing TCP1 subunit 1 (gene CCT1). The transcript is spliced from 10 exons. Lineage: Eukaryota; Metazoa; Arthropoda; Insecta; Lepidoptera; Crambidae. Gene Ontology annotation, molecular function: ATP-dependent protein folding chaperone; ATP binding; ATP hydrolysis activity. The record is from RefSeq and is a predicted model, not a curated record. Gene Ontology annotation, biological process: protein folding. Bases 91 to 1755 code for a protein of 554 amino acids.
UCAGUUGGCUGCACUGAGUCAUCUUCCAGAAUCAAAAAGUGUGACGGACUAGCGAGAAAUUGUGAAUUUUGUGAAAAAAUAUAGUCAAAAAUGUCUACACUCGCUGCACCACUUGCUGUUGCUGGGACUAGGUCAUCCGGAUCUUCAGUCAGGAGUCAAAAUGUCACGGCAGCAGCUGCUAUUGCCAACAUUGUGAAGAGUUCCCUGGGCCCUGUGGGCCUGGACAAAAUGUUGGUGGAUGAUAUUGGAGAUGUCACAGUCACAAAUGAUGGUGCUACUAUCUUGAAAAUGCUGGAGGUGGAACACCCAGCAGCCAAGGUUUUGGUAGAACUGGCUCAGUUGCAGGAUGAGGAAGUUGGUGAUGGAACCACAUCUGUAGUCAUAGUUGCUGCUGAGUUAUUGAAGAGUGCAGAUGAACUGGUGAAGAAUAAAAUCCACCCGACCAGCAUUAUCUCCGGCUACAGGCUGGCCUGCAAGGAGGCUGUCAAGUAUGUGCAGGACAACCUCACCGUCACAGUAGAGUCACUCGGAAGGCCGUCACUCAUCAAUGCUGCUAAGACCACCAUGUCAUCCAAACUUAUUGGAGCUGAUUCAGAAUUCUUCGCCGAGAUUAUAGUAGAUGCAGCACAAGCAAUCAAGGCUAUGGACCCUCGUGGCAACACAAUCUACCCCAUCAAGGCCGUCAAUAUCCUGAAGGCCCACGGACGGAGCGCUCGGGAAAGUGUCCUGGUGAAGGGAUACGCCCUCAACUGCACCGUCGCCUCACAGGCCAUGCCCAAGAAGAUUGUGAAUGCUAAAAUUGCAUGCUUGGACUUCUCGCUACAGAAGACGAAGAUGAAAAUGGGUGUUCAGGUACUAGUCUCCGACCCCGAGAAGCUAGAAGCGAUCCGCGCGCGCGAGCUUGACAUCACCAAGGAGCGACUACAGAAGAUCCUCGCCACCGGCGUCAACGUCGUACUCUGCUCCGGCGGCAUCGACGACCUCUGCCUCAAGUACUUCGUGGAGGCCGGCGCCAUGGGCGUGAGGAGGUGCAAGAAAGCUGACUUAAAGAGGAUCGCUAAAGCUACUGGAGCCACUUUCCUGACGUCACUCACUAAUAUGGAAGGUGAGGAAGUUUUCGAGCCGAGCAUGAUCGGAGAAGCCGCCGAAGUUGUCCAGGAGCAGAUCUGUGAUGACCAGCUCAUUCUGAUCAAGGGACCUGUAGCUCGCACGGCUGCUUCAAUAAUCCUUCGCGGGCCCACCGACGCUUACUGCGACGAGAUGGAGCGCUCGGCCCACGACGCGCUGUGUGCUGUCCGCCGCGUGUUGGAGUCCGGUCGUUUGGUGCCCGGGGGCGGCGCUGUCGAAGCCGCGCUUUCUAUCUACCUGGAGAACUUCGCUACUACUCUGAGCUCCCGCGAGCAGCUGGCCAUCGCGGCGUUCGCGCAGUCACUGCUGGUGAUCCCCAAGACGCUGGCCGUGAACGCGGCGCGCGACGCCACCGAGCUCGUGGCAAAGCUGCGCGCAUACCACAACUCCUCGCAGACCAAGGUUGAACACGCCAACCUCAAAUGGGUGGGCCUGGACUUAACAGAAGGCACGCUCCGCGACAACCUCGCCGCCGGAGUGCUAGAACCCGCCAUAUCCAAGAUCAAGUCUCUGAAGUUCGCUACCGAAGCCGCCAUCACGAUCCUGCGCAUCGACGAUAUGAUCAAACUGGACCCCGAACAGAGAGGGAAGAGCUAUGAGGACGCCUGCCACGCGGGAGAACUCUAAUCUAUGGCGCAGUAUUUGAAACGAUCUCAUUCGACAAUUUAGGCUCAGUACACGCAGUGUAAAGCGAUCAGCCGGCGUGCAGCGAUGGCGAUCAGACUUAAAUGCAUUGAUGGUCAUCGCUGCACGCCGGCUAAUCGCGUGUGAUCGCGUUGGUUUGACUGAACCUUAAAGCUUCAGAUAAAGCGUUCAGCCUGCGUCCGCGAUGGCGUGCACUUAUGGCUUAAUCUUUACGCGACCUGGCCGCGCGACCAAAUUUCAUACAUGUCGUUGACAGCAGCACUUAUUCAUCCCAGGGGAGCUGACAUGAAUCGAGCUUUACAGCCACUAUCAUACUGAUACAAAUAACAAUGAGAUCGAAUUUAAUUAUAACUAUAUGACAGUAUGGAGUGCUUGAUGUGCCUGAAUGUUUGUUGCAUAUCGUUAUGGUGUGUCCGGGUUCUUAAAACAUUUAUUAUCCUGCUGGAUACAAACAGGAUCAAAUUGCAUUUUGAUGGUACAGUCAGAAGUGUGAAUAUUUUUGUUAAAGAAACAUCUGUUAUUGGACUGUAGUAGAAAAUUAUAUUUUUAGCAGAAUCCUUGUUGAGUGUUUUAUGAUGAUGUGAAGUGAUUAUAUGCAAUUUCUUAAUUUUGUAAAACAAAUUAAUUCUGCUAUAUCUUCAGUAACUAUUUCACGUCACAAGUAAGCCUUCUGUUUCAAAGGAAACCUUCAUAUUUAUUAUGAAUAUGCUUAUAACAUUUAAUGCUAGUUUUAUAUCGCUAGGUUGUCCACUUAUGUCAACAAUUA